AUGGCCUGUUUAGCAAGGCUGAAAGAUGACGCAAAGUUUCUUGAAAAGACAUUCCCACGUUCUCAUAUGAGGUUUCAAGUUUUGUCGGCCAACGUUGAUGAAGUUUCCUGCUGUUUCUUACCCCCAAAAGAUAGUGGCGACAGGGCAGACAAUGGGCGGAUCGUAUUAACUGCUAACUUUCUCGAGACGUACCCCCAGUCAGCCCCAAUCUGGUUCACGGAAUCCGAAGAGUCGAGCAUGUCGGAAAUUUUUGAAAAACUUUCUGAGACUUCUAAACAAAACAACACUAUAUGCAAACAGAUUAGGAUAUUAGUAACGGAGUUGUGCAAAAAAUUCAGAACGCCUCCUCCGGAAGAGAUACAACUAAUAGACGAAUACCUCAAGAGCAUAGGUGACUCCAUGGUUGCGGAGGCAGACGAUGAAGAUGCCGACGGCACUGAUGAAUUUCAUUACGAGAUGGAUCACUGUGAGACCCAAUCAAUAGAGGACAUGACUGGCAUAGAGAAAGCCAACCUCGAAAUUCUUGAAAGACUCAAACAAACUCAGAGGCAAGAUCAUGAAAAAGGAUCAGUAUCAGGAUCUGUUCAAGCCACAGAUAGGCUGAUGAAAGAGUUAAAAGAAAUAUAUAAAUCUCAAAGUUUCAAACAAGGCACGUGUUUCUACUCUAUAGAGUUGGUACACGAUAGCCUCUACGAUUGGAACAUCAAAUUAUACAAAGUUGAUGAAGACAGUCUGCUACAUGCUGACAUGCAAACUUAUAAGAAGGAGACUGGCCUAGAUUACAUCUUAUUAAAUUGCACCUUUAAAGACUCCUACCCAUUCGAGCCACCGUUCAUACGGGUGAUACAGCCCGUAAUUAGUGCUGGGUACGUGCUGGCCGGUGGGGCAAUUUGCAUGGAGCUCCUUACUAAGCAUGGUUGGAGCAGUGCUUAUGGCUUGGAGUCACUGGUUCUUCAAAUAGCUGCCACCCUAGUAAAAGGAAAAGCCAGAAUUCAAUUUGGUGCUCCCAAAGUUAGUGGUGGUGUUGUCGAUCAGUUUGAUUUUUCCAGUCAAUCCGAACCAGCCGAACAAUCAAUCGAUUGA
Helobdella robusta is the source of this 1083-nucleotide messenger RNA. RefSeq lists its product as hypothetical. Lineage: Eukaryota; Metazoa; Annelida; Clitellata; Rhynchobdellida; Glossiphoniidae. Bases 1 to 1083 code for a protein of 360 amino acids. The record is from RefSeq and is a predicted model, not a curated record. The transcript is spliced from 10 exons.